CAGCUGACAAUAAGUGACCAUCUGCUCACUGCUGGGUAAAUUCCAGGAGAGAAAAAAAAGCAAGUUUUUGCUUUUUAACGCUUUGAUUUUAAUGAACGUGUUCCCCAGAAGGACACAAAGAAGUAGCUCAUUGAUACAGAGAAACAGACAUUUGMCUGCAGGCACAGUCUGGUUCCUUAUCAGGAAUCUGCUGUUACAGUGAGAACUACAAUCUGCAAAAGACAGAAAGUUUGUCUUUUCUUUUUUUUGACUGCAAAAAUUGCUUCGUAAUAAUUCCAAUGACCUAAUAUACUCGUUACCCAGUGUAAAGAGUAAAUUUUAAGUCUUUAAAAUCGUUUCAAGAGGGGCAGCAUUUGUCCGAAACAGUUGAGAAUAAAGGCAAACUAUUUUCAGAAUAACGUUGGCAAAUAUAGGAGAAAUGAUUGUCUCCACUUUUCACUCAGCACUUAUUAUUAAAAAAAACAUUUAAUUAAUAAAAAGCACUGUUUCAAAAUUGGCUUGGUGCAGUUUUGCUGAAGCUUAAAUUUAUUUUCAGAAAGCAAAUUAGUGAGGUGUGAAAGCAGGUGUUCAACGGCACUCAGUGCAAAACAUGGAAUGAAAUAUAAAAACAAUCCUGAACUAUAUUUGAAAGAGCUUACCCCUGAUUUCCAGAAAUAUUUUAGAAAUGUUUUGGAAUGCAGGUCCACCCUUAAUGUAAACAGAACAUUCUGAUGCAUUCGGUGUAAACCAUGGCCUACAUUAGACUGGCGGUGAUCUGUGUAGGUAAACAAACAUGAUUGAAAUAGAAUGAAACUCCUGCUAAACCCAGAAAAAGAAAAGCAACAGUUCAGACAUCUGUCAAAAAUAAAUAUCAGGGAUCAAGCAGGACAUCGGAGCAACAUAAAGACUGCUCUGCAUUCAAACAUGCAGCUUUGGUGAAACUGCUCCAUCAGUCAGUUUGACCUGUUUUUAGUCAUUUCAGCUGUUUUUGUAGGUAAACAAGCACAGCUGGUGGUCGGCAUAAAAUAAAAAUACAACUUUCCAGUCAAAACAUAAAUAAAUUAUUACUACAACUUUAACCAUAAAGCAUAAAAACAAACAUUGUUUUGUUCUAGAUUUAUUGAACUUAAACCUAAACUGCCUUUUUCAUGGCAUCUAUAUUUUUUGCAAUGCAACCAUUCUGUUUCUAAAAUAUUUUGCCUUUCUUCUCUGUGUCAGAUUAUCUUGAAAAAUGCAUCUCUUUGGAAAAUGACCUGUACUGUAAUGUAAACUGAGCUAAUGCGCUUUGAUUAACUCGUUGAAUUCACUUGUAUUUAUUGUUGGAGACAAACAGCGGCUGUUUCUAUCUGAUGCCGAAACUGUAGAGAAAUGAAGAAAUUUGCACAGAAGUUAUGAGGAUCAGGUUAAUUCUAGUAAAUAUUCAAAACUGAACAUUCCGGUGGAAAAUAUUCUAAAGAAGAAAAAUGUUGUGAAGAGUCUGUAUCGGAAUAAUGAAGCUCUUUGUUUGAAAAUUAGCUGAAAACUGAAGCUGUAGUCGUGUUUUUGCGUCCAGACGCUCGGCGUUAAGCUGCUUUAAGUCCAAUCACAGCCGGCCAGGAAUGUGAAAAACCAGCUGGAUCGUAUUGUUUGAUUCUACGGUGCUCGUUUUAGUUAGUCUGGUUUUAUGCUGCGUGAAGUGUCUCUUUAGGCAAACGGAGGUUAUGAAAUAUUUGACAUGUUGAUGUGAAGCAAUCCUGCAGCUUUAAAUGAACUUUUUUUGCACAUUCCCAUUGCUGUCGUGGAAGGUUGCUGCUCAGAUCCUGACCGGCUGAACUCCAGCUGAUGCUUUGAGAAAUGGUUGCAGAUGUCCUCCUGACCAGCAGAGGUCUCUGUUUGCAAAGAUUUGGUUUCUCUCAGGCACAGAUUGACURACGGAUGCUUUUGAGUAUUUAAACGCGUGAGAUUUUUUUGACAUUUAGAUUUUUUUACUCUGCUGUCAUUAGGUUUCCAUGUUUGCUGUGCACGCAGUUGUCACCUUCAGGUUUAUGGGAUGACUUAACUGACAACCAAUUUCCUGUUUGUGAGGGUUUAAUGUCCUCAACACGAGCAGGAAGCACUGACACACGUUGUACCUUCUGGUCCACUUGUUUCUCAUAAUAAAAAAAACAUCAUUGACAGUUUGGGAUUUUUGUUUUUCUUAGAGACUUCCAGUUUUUCUAGGUUUUAUCUUCACUUUGGGGAACGUUCAAGWGUGCGAAACCCAAACAUGUUCUCAGACGUGUUGUGAAAUCACUUCUCCACCUGCGUCCAGCCACACUGCAAGGUUUUCUGMGUAAACAACCACCUCUUGCCUAUUUGUAUCCCUGCAUUUUCUUGAAGUGAGGAAUGUGAGUGCGUUCGGGGUGGUGAUGAUGAUGAUGGUCGUGGUUCCCUUGAGGAUGAGCUUUUUCAGCCAACUCGAUGAUUCUCUCUCCUUUUUUUCUUUUUUUUGGUUGUUUUUCUCCACCUCUUUCCUCCAGCCCCCCUUCAGCAGUCCUCUUUCCCUUUAUAACUCCCGUCCGCUUGGAGUUUGUCAAACUUACAGGGUCUGUGUGUGGAUGCAAAUCUUUGGACGCCCCCACCCCGCGCUGCGAGGAAUACCCGUGGAUGCCGGCAGUUUCAUCGGAGCGGGGUGAUGUGGUGUCUUAUGGAACGCCCAAGUUUCGAUUCUAAUUGUUCCCGCAGUUUGUAAACAGGAGAUGCGAGGACGAGUGUGAUGGGUCGGAGAGCACAGCGUGAAGAUUGAGCUCUCCCUGAGGUUGACCUAAACCGUGAAUUAGUGGCGAGCACCAACUAACCGCCUCCAGAUGUGUGAGAGCUCCGCCUGACUACAAUAAACAUCGCCCUCUUCACACUUCAGCGUUUACUCUUUGCUCUUUUGGCAGUGCCCAAGUUAAUGCUUAAUCCAGGCUAUUGCUCAGACCAAGCCCUGUUUAAGAGGGAAGGGUAACGUGGAUGUCUGCAGAUCGCAGGCAGAUUCUCCCCGAGGAUCAUCUCCAAGAAGAGGAGCCUUCAGGGCCAACCACAGGAAGCUGCCACCAUGCCCAACAAAGCCGGCUUGUCCAAAGGCUUGGCCGUCGUCUUCGGCAUCCUGACGGUCUCCGCCAUCGCCGGCAUGAUCUCCAUGAUAAUCGUGUUCGAGGUCGAGACCGCCGGCCUGAACAUGACGGCCCGUCCCACCAUAACCACCACCACCGUGAACCCGCCGGUGAACAUGAGGCUGCCCAGGAACCUGGUGCCCGAAAGCUACCGCAUCGAAAUCCAGCUCCACCUCUACACCAGGAUCGUGGAGGAGGUGAACGUCACGACCCCCAACCAGACGCUGCUCUUCACCGGGAACUCCACCGUCAGGUUUUACUGCGACCAAGCCACCAGUCACAUCUACCUCCACACCAGAGACCAGACGCUCGCUGACCCGCGCGUGACCAACGCGGACACGGGUGACAUCAUCGACGUCGCCGACAUGUCCGUGGAUUCUGAGAGUGACUUCUUGGUGAUCGAGCUAAAGGAGAGUUUAAAGACAGGAGGGAACUACAGUUUGUUUCUGUCAUUUCAGGGAAAUAUUUCAGAGAAUCUUCAAACACUGUAUGUGAGUCAGUAUACUGAAACUGACCUGUCUGUUGAAAAUAAAACGAUCGGAGAGAGAUUCCUUGCAGCAACAAAUUUGGAGCCAACAAGCGCGAGAAGCUUGUUUCCUUGUUUUGAUGAGCCGGACAUGAAGGCCGAGUUUUUACUGAAACUCUAUCACAGGCGUGGCACGAARGCUCUGUCCAACGCGAAGGCAUUCAGGAAAAAUCAAAUUAUAGACGACGAAUGGGUUUUCACUGAAUUUGAACGGUCACCAAGGAUGUCGACCUACUUGUUUGUUUUCACGGUUUCCGAAUUCACGUCAACUGUUUCCCCAAUUAAUUCAAAAAUAGAAGUUUUUGCUCGUCCUGAAGCCACUGAAGCAGGCCAUACUAAAUAUGCCACUGAAAUUACCCCAAAGAUCCUGGACUUCUACGAAAAUCAUUUAGAUCUUAAAUAUGAUCAAAGGAACCUCUAUCAAAUUGCUCUCCCAGACCUGGACGCGGUGGCAAUGGAGAACUGGGGGUUGGUCACGUACCAGGAAGGAGUUUUGCUCUACGAGGAAGGGGUGUCAUCAUGGUUACAUAAGGAAGAAAUCGUUUCUACCAUUGCACAUGAGCUGGCUCACCAGUGGUUUGGAAAUAUGGUGACGAUGAAAUGGUGGAACGAUCUUUGGCUGAACGAGGGCUUCUCCUCCUACAUGUCGUACUUCGCUGUGGACAAGGCUGAGCCCACGUUCCACAUAAAAGAAAUAUUAAURAUGAGAGACCUCCACACAGCGUUCGAAGAAGAUGCUCUGAACUCAUCCCAUCCUCUCAGCGUUCCGCUUCAACAAAUCCAGACAUCGUCUCACAUCCUCGAGAUGUUUGAUGCCAUCACGUACUGCAAGGGGGCAAUGGUGCUGAGAAUGCUGGAACGCAUCGUGGGAGAAGAGUCUUUCAUCAAAGGAAUCAGAGCGUACCUCAAGGCCUUCAAAGGACGAAAUGCAGAACAGAACGACAUCUGGAACUUCAUAGAAUAUACGCGACGGGAGAAAGGUGUUUUCACCGUUAGCACUUUUAUGGAUGAAUGGACCACACAAACAGGCUAUCCUGUCGUCACCAUCAACACCACCAACGGACAAAUCGAACAGAAGCGUUUCCUGUACAACGAUUUCACUGAUCAUAAGUCAGAUCCUUUGUGGCUCAUCCCCAUCGAAUACAUGUCAAACAUUUCGAGACCGGAAUCCAUCUGGAUGUCAGAAAAAGGUCCAGUGAAAAUGGAGCAAUUUAUUGCCAAGAAAGGGGAGUGGAUCCUGGCUAACGUCAACUGCACCGGAUUCUACCGGGUCAAUUACAACCCAGAGAACUGGCAUCGCCUCCUGACUCAGCUGGAAACAGACCCAGAUCGUAUCCCACUGAUGAACAGAGGGCAGCUCAUUGACGAUGCUUUUAAUUUGGCGAGAGCCAAACAGGUCAACGUGACUCUGGCUCUGAAUUCAACCCGUUUCCUUCGUAACGAGACGGCGUACCUCCCCUGGGAGUCAGCGGUCAGGAACCUCGACUACUUCCUCCUCAUGUUUGACCGCUCUGAGGUGUACGGACUCAUGCAGGUGUACCUCCGGGAACAAGUGAGGGAACUUUAUAACUUCUUCAAGAACGACACGGACCUUUCCAUGGUCCCGGAGGAUCACUCCUUACAACACAACCAGAUCCUCGCCAUAGAUCUGGCCUGUUCCAACGGGCUCCUGGACUGCAUCGUGAUGGCGUCGUCCAAGUUUGCCAGCUGGAUGAAAAAGAACAGCACCGUACCCAACAACAUCCACACCAAUCUGCGCUCCGUGAUUUACUGCCAAGCCGUGGCCGCUGGAGGGAAGAAAGAGUGGGAGUUCGCCUGGGAGAAGUUCCUAAUCUCCACCGACACGUCGGAGAAGGAGCAGCUGCGAAAAGCUCUGUCCUGCUCCAAGAAGACCUGGCUGCUCAACAGAUACCUGGAGUACACUUUGGACCCGAAGAAGAUACGUCUGAUGGAUGUCGCCUCUACCAUUAACUACGUAGCUCAGAACGCUGCUGGACAAGCYCUGGCCUGGAACUUCAUCAGAGCGCACUGGGAGUACGUCAGUCAGGGUGAUCCAGCUGCACUGUUAGAGGGAGUAACCAGCAGGUUUUCCACCAAGUUUGAACUCGAAGAGCUGUCCAACUUUGUGAGGAACUCAGAGACGGACGGUGCCUACAUGGCCGGGAAACGAGCCGUGGAGCAAACCCAGGUCAACAUCCAGUGGGUCAGCGAGAACAAAGACGUGGUCCUGCAGUGGUUCCUGACAGAAACUGCCGACAUGGAGUAACAGAUCUGUGCUUCUGACAAUCUGGGUCAUCAAAUGACUGAACAGUAAACCUGAUUUCACCAGAACUUUCAGGUUUCUGUGAGGUUCAGCUGGCAGCCAGCCUGAACCACCAAGUAUUGACUGUUUAUGUAAAUACUAAUGUGCAUUAUUUAUAGACUGUAAUCACUAAAAACAAACUUCACUUUGUUUAAUAAUGUUAAAUGUGCUGCUCAUAAUUGUAAGUUGUCUGUUUAAGAAAACAGUUUUAUUUCUCUUGUUGUUGCUGCCUGUGCAUCAAAUCGUUCCACAAACUGAACGUUUUCAUGGUUUAAACAUCCGUUUUCUUCCCUUCUCAUAAGAUGAAAUCAGUUUAAAAAUCAGUUUCAAAUCCUGCUGCUAAUCUUUAAACAUCUGUAAAAAAAAAUCUCUGCAUGUUUCCACAAACAACUUCAUGGUAAAGUUUUGUUAUUUAACAUAAUUUUCAUGAACUUAAUGUUAAAUCUAAUCAAAGAUCUCAAUCAUUGCUGCUGCUGCUGUACUGGAAAUGUUUGAAAGAAAACAUUGUUAAACAUCUCUUUUCUUUCUUUUCCUGAAACCUAAAAGUUAAAACGGAAAUAAUGUUUUCAUCUGUGUGUCUGUUAGCAAAAUAUCACAUUGAUGGAGUUUAAUGCAGAAAAUCAUUGAACAUCUGCAGCUUUAGAUCAAUUAAAACACAAAUCAGACUCUGGUUAUUCAUGGUGCAAAGUUUAGUUUUACAUCUGCUUUUAAAUCCAGUUCAGUUUGACUUCCAUCAGAUUGUUUUUUUAUUUUGCAGUGUUUCUUUGUUUACAUCCUGUUUUAUUGUACCUGUUGGUUUUUAUGUGAUUUUCUGAACAUAUUUGAUUUGUUUUUAACCAGAAUGUAAAGCACUUUGGCCAUACUUGUUGGUUUUAAAAGUGCUUUAGAAAUCAAAUUAACAGCUUAGAAAACAAAAAUGGGCACAAAUAAGUCGAUCUUACAGCUUUUGUACUAAUAAUUGCUGAUGCAUAAAGUUAUUUUUGAGGGUUUUCCAACGUAAUC
Molecule: messenger RNA, 6925 nt
Organism: Austrofundulus limnaeus
Lineage: Eukaryota; Metazoa; Chordata; Actinopteri; Cyprinodontiformes; Rivulidae
Gene: anpeplb
Product: alanyl (membrane) aminopeptidase-like b
Exons: 20
Coding region: 3038-5887 (949 amino acids)
Biological process (GO): proteolysis; peptide catabolic process
Cellular component (GO): plasma membrane; cytoplasm
Molecular function (GO): zinc ion binding; peptide binding; metalloaminopeptidase activity
Source: RefSeq, a predicted model, not a curated record